Molecule: messenger RNA, 3687 nt
Organism: Closterium sp. Naga37s-1
Lineage: Eukaryota; Viridiplantae; Streptophyta; Zygnematophyceae; Desmidiales; Closteriaceae
Source: the annotation of a GenBank genome assembly
AUGAUGUCAUCGAAGCAAAAUGGCAUGCGACAGGCCGCCAGGGUAAUCGUCCUUGCCGGUCGUUCCUACUUCUCAUCCGCCCUUGGCGCGUCUCCUGUGCCAAACACCUCACGCUCUGCUGCCGCUGCGGCUAACACCUGCGUCACGCGCCCGAACCUGACCAUUCAUCACCUGGCACCUGGAACCUCAUCCUCUUCGUCCAACUUCGCCGUCGCCUGCCGGCGCGGCAUCGCCACCAGCUCUCCCGCCGCGCGUCCGCCCGGCGCGACGGUGCGCGCGUCGAUGGAGAACGUGGAGACGAUGACCAUGUCGGACGCGGAGAUCCGUGCGCUCGGCGCCAAGAAGCGCCCUCCCGGGGAGCACCCUGGCGGACCGCUGCACCAGCAGGGCCGGCUGAGUGGCUGGUUCAAGCCCGAGCUGAGGGCCCUGUACCCGCUGUUCGCCAUGCUUUCUUUGGGGCUGAGCCUGGCCGUGUGGAACAUGGCUCGCGAGCUGUACAAGAACCCCGCUGUGAUGGUCAACAAGAACCGCCGCCAGCACAUGCUGUUCGAAAUCGACGACCCGCAGACAAUCGUGAAGGAGUCGGAGAAGUACCACAAUGACAACGCCCUGAAGAAACUGGCCUACAAGUACAGACUUCUAUAUCGAGAUUCAUUCAUGGCGUUACGCCGCGCCAUCCCCCACGGCUUGUCUGCCAACCGCUCGUCGCGGCGCGCGGCAAAGGCCGAUUCGUCCUCCGAUGCAGUAACCCCUGCGGGCCGCGCACGAGAGCUCGUCGAAGCGCUGUCGUCAACGACGGGUCUGUCGCUCAAUGUCGCAAGCCUGUCGCAGCUGAAGCGACUCGUGCGAUACGACGACGAAUGCAUGCGCGCCGCAUUCGACGUUAUCAUGACGCGCCUCGAGAAUAAGCACGCGCAGAUCCGCCUUUUGCUGCUCCUCGUUAUAGACUACCUCUUUAUGCGCUCGCGGCUUUUCCGCCGCCUGCUCCUCCCCGCGCAUCUCCUCCCCUUCCUCCGCCUCACACUCGGCAUCCACCCCGCCUCCCCCCUUCCCCCGCCUGCCGCCCGCGCUUCCAUCCUCCGCACGCGCACACUUGAGUGCCUACAAGCCUGGGCGGCAGCUUUUGGCGCUUUCUACCCGUCCCUGGGCAUGGCUUUGCGCUACUUGGUGGGGACGCUCAAGCUCCCCCUGCCGCAGGGGGGAUCCGCAGGGGGGCGUGCGGGGAGGCGGGCCGCGGGGGUGGAGAGCGCGCGGGAGAGACAGCGGCGGGAGAGGGCCGCGCGGGUGCACGCGGGACAGCUGGCGCGAUACGAACGGGCGCAGGCGGAGUGGGGGGAGUUGGGGGAGGAGAUGAGGGGAGCUGUGCGGGAAUUGGAGGAGGGGGUCACGACACUGGAAGGGGGAGAGGCGGAAGGAGAAGAGAGAGAGAGAGGGGAAGGCGGAGGGAAAGGAGGAGAAGACAGGGAAGAUAAGACGAAAGGAGGUAGCGGGGAAGCAGCGGGAGCAGGAGCAAGAGGAGGAGGAGGAGGAGCAGGAGGAGAAGAAGAAGAAUGGUUGGAGCAGGACCCUUUAUCUGACACCUACUGUGAGCCAUUCGGACGCGCGGAGCUGCGUGUGCUCUCCCAUGGCUCACACGCACAUGUACGCCUUGCCCACCACCUCUCCACAGCACACGCCCAGGCAGGACAGGCGGGGGAGGCGGAGCGGGCAGGACAGGCGGAGGAGGCGGGGGAGGCAGCACAUGCGGGGUGGGAAGGAGGAGGUGUGGAUCGUGGUCUUAUACAGUCUCUGUGCGCCCUGGCAGCAGUGGUGCAGGGGCGGUAUCUGAGUGUGAGCGGCGCGUGGGUGCAUGCGUUGACCAGGGUUGACCCGCUUGACCCGGCGUGCAGGGACGAGAUGUUGAGAGAGGUCAUUGGGCUGAGGGCGCAGAUGAAGGGUGUUAUGGAGCGGUGCAGAGCGGUUGGGUUGACGUGGGAGGUGAAGGGGGAGGGAGGCGGGGAUGGAGAGGAAGAAGGAGAGGAGGAGGGGAAGGGAGCGGGUGCAGGGAGCGGCGAAGAGGAGGUGGAGUGGGAGGAUGGUGGCGGUGGUGAGGAUAAACUUGCUAGAGCCAUGGAAGAGAGGAGUGGUGAAGAUAUGGGCGUUCUGAACCAAGAGCAGCAGCAGCAGGUGGAUAUUGAAAGGAGUUGUGGUGAAGGACAGAACCUCGCACAUGAGCGCGUGCGCGAGCUCAUGGGCCUGCAGGUCUGCUACUAUGAGCCUCCUAAGGGGGUGCGGGGGAGUGCGGGGAGGAGGGUGGGGAUGGGGAGGGAGAGGGGGAAGGAGGAGGGGGAUAGGAGAGGAGGGGAGAGGGAGGAAAAGGGGGGGAGGGAGGGGAAGGAGGAGAGGGAGGGGAAGGAGGAGAGGGAGGGGAAGGAGGAGAGGGAGGGGAAGGAGGAGAGGGAGGGGAAGGAGGGGAGGGAAGGGGGUUGUCCAGGCGAGGAGAGGAUGUUGUGCAGCGGAGUGAAACGACAGAGGGAGGGAGAUGACGGGGGAAGGUCUGAUGGUGGGGAUGGUGGGGAUGGUGGGGAUGAUGGUGGGGACGUUGAGGGAGAGGAGUUGGAAGUGAGGGAGGUGGCGAGUGGGCCAUUGGGUGGGGUACAGGCUGGGGCAGUCAGUGGGGAGAGUGGCGACGGUGGACGUGCACGCAGGGCUGGUGGAGAGAGUGAGGAGGGGGCGAAUGGGACAACGGGGGCGGAAGGGAGCAAAGAGGGCAUGCAGGAGGAGAGAAGGAGCAGCAGAGAGCUGGGGUCUCUGGAUUGGUACGGAGGGGAUAGGGGAGGCGAGAGAGGGCGCGAGAGAGGAGGCGAGAGAGCAGUGCAAGGAGGGCACGGGAGUAGCGUCGUGAGUGAGAGAGCCAGUGCGGCCAGUGGGGGUGGCGCAGAUGGUUCCAGGAGGUUGGGGGUGGAGAGGCGCGGGUUGGUGCUGCGAGUGGCAGCUAGCCUGAAGCAGCGAGCUGCUCUGCUGGGGAAGGAGGAUGCACAGAAGUUGACUUGCUCGGGUGGUUCUGCUAUGCAGCAUGGGCAGGCUGGGUUGGGUGGUGCAGCAGGGGAAGAGGAGCAGGGCGGUGCGGUCGGGGUGGCACGGGGUGGUGGUGCUGCUGCUGGGGGUGAGGGGCAGUGGAGGGGGGCGCGGGUGGGCCGAGGGGAACAGGCGGGGGGGGGCAGGGGCGGGGAGAGAGGUGGGGUGGGUGCACGUAUCCGCGCUCACAACGACGCGGUGUUGAUGGCUGCAGAGGUGCGCGGUAAGGGAGGGGAGGUGGUGAGUGGGGAGAGGGGAGGAGGAGGUGGUGAGGAAGGUGCAUGUGAUGGUAGGCCUGGGAACGAGCAGAGGGGAGUGUUGAGUGGGGGAGGUAUUGGGAUCGUCAUGGGUCUUAAUGGUGGUGGUGGUGGUGGUUUCGCUGUUGGCGAGAGUGAUGGUUACAGUGAAGGAGCAGGGGCGGGUGGUUGGGGAAGGGAAGAGGGAGUGGGAGUGGGGGGAGUGGGGGGAGUGGGGGGAGAGACGUUAGCAGGUAUGCUGAAGAGGAAGGAGGGUGUAAGGGAGAGGCUGGGCAGGAGGUUGUUGAGGGGCAGGGGCAGGGCAGCAGCGGUGGAGCAGAUGGAGAGGGAGGAGCAGCAGAGGACCAGAGAGGCGCGGGUGAACCAGUGGUGA